Molecule: messenger RNA, 7110 nt
Organism: Hemicordylus capensis (graceful crag lizard)
Lineage: Eukaryota; Metazoa; Chordata; Lepidosauria; Squamata; Cordylidae
Gene: SBF1
Product: SET binding factor 1
Exons: 43
Coding region: 127-5901 (1924 amino acids)
Source: RefSeq, a predicted model, not a curated record
GUGCGUGAGGCGUCCGGGACGGGUUGGGUCGGGGACUGCCGCCGGACCAAAAUGGCGGCUGCUGAGGCGGCGGCUGGAGACGGAGCGGGACCCGCGCGGGGGUGAGCCUCGGCCUCCGCCUCCGCCAUGGCCCGCCUCGCCGACUACUUCGUGGUGGUCGCCUUCGCGCCGGGCAAGCGCGGGAGCGGGGAUGGCCAGGGGCAGAUACUGCAGCGAUUUCCGGAGAAGGAUUGGGAGGAUAACCCUUUCCCCCAGGGCAUCGAACUGUUCUGCCAGCCAAGUGGGUGGCAGCUCUUCGGUGAAAGGAAUGCCCCCACCUUCUUCAUUGCCGUCCUGACGGACAUCAACUCGGAGCGACAUUACUGCGCCUGCUUCACUUUCUGGGAGGCUGUCGAGGCGACACAGUUGCAGAAUUGUUUGAGGAAGGUGGAGGAGGAGGAGGAGGAAAUGGUGGAGGAAGUGACUGCUCUCAUCCAACCUGCUCAGCUCUUUGCCCCCAAGAGUCUGGUGCUUGUCUCUCGACUGGACCAUGCCGAAGUCUUCCGGAACUGCCUGGGGCUGGUGUACACGAUCUACGUGGACGGACUGGGCACCUCGCUGGAGACGGUCAUCGGGAGCCUUCUGACCUGCACCAUCCCCAUCACGGGAGGCGCUCAGCCUGACAUGGAGGACGAAGGAGCGAGGACCAUCUCGCUGGGCGCGGGCGACAGGCAGGUGAUCCAGACGCCCAUCAACGACUCUCUUCCCAUCAGCAACUGCAGCGUGGCGCUCCUUUUCCGGCAGCUUGGGAUCACCAACGUGCUGGGCCUCUUCUGCGCGGCCCUCACGGAGCACAAGAUCCUGUUUCUGUCCAGCAGCUACCAGAGGCUGACGGACGCCUGCCGGGCUCUGCUUGCUCUCAUGUUCCCCCUGAAGUACAGCUUCACGUACGUGCCCAUCCUGCCCGCUCAGCUCUUGGAGGUCCUCAGCACGCCGACGCCUUUCAUCAUUGGGGUCAGUUCUACCUUCCAGUCGGAAACACAAGAGCUGCUGGAUGUGAUCAUAGCCGACCUGGACGGUGGGACGGUCACCAUCCCGGAGUGCAUCCACAUCUCUCUGCUGCCUGAGCCGCUCCUCCACCAGACGCGCGAAGCCCUCUCCCUGGUCCUGGACCCUGAGCUGGAGAUGGCUGACCUGGCCUUCCCCCCUUCCACCAUCUCUGCGUCUUCCCUCAAAAUGCAGGACAAGGAGAUCCGGGCAGUCUUCCUCCGUCUAUUUGCCCAGCUGCUGCAGGGCUACCGCUGGUGCCUGCACAUCAUCCGCAUCCACCCGGAGCCGGUCAUUCGCUUCCACAAGGCAGCCUUCCUUGGGCAGAGGGGAUUAGUGGAAGAUGAUUUCCUCCCCAAGGUGCUGGAGGGAAUGGCGUUUGCCGGCUUUGUGACGGAGAGGGGCCCUCCGUACCGGGAUACUGACCUGUUUGACGAGCUGGUGGCCAAUGAAGCCAAGCGGAUGCAAGCGGACGAAGGGAGCAAGGUCCGGGUGCUGCGUCACAUCAAGGAGCUGGCAGAGCAGCUGUACAAAAAUGAAAACCCCUACCCUGCGGUGACGAUGCACAAGGUGCAGAAGCCCACCGAAGGCUGCCACCUGCGCCUACACCAGAGGCCUUUCCCCCGCUUGGACGAGGGGACCAUCCAGUGGAUCGUCGACCAGGCAACGGCCAAGCUGCAGUCGGCGCCCCCUCUGGUGAGGGCAGAGAAGAAGUGCAUGGUGCCAUCCGGGCCUCCGCUGGGUGUCCUCAUGGAGCGCCAUGGCAUAGUGUUGGCCAACAGUGCCCGUCGACUGGAGGUUGUCAGGAACUGCAUCACUUACGUCUUUGAAGGAAAGAUGUUGGAGGCCAAGAAGCUGCUGCCUGCCGUCCUCCGCGCCAUGAAGAGCCGGGCGGCUCGGCAGUGCCUGACCCAGGAGCUGAACCUGCACGUCCAGCAGAACCGAGCCGUGCUGGACCACCAGCAGUUUGACUUCAUUGUCCGCAUGAUGAACUGCUGCUUGCAGGACUGCAGCGCCACGGACGAGCACGGAGUGGCGGCCACCCUUCUGCCCUUGGUCACUGCUUUCUGCCGCAAACUCAGCCCUGGAAUCACCCAGUUUGCCUACAGCUGUGUGCAGGAGCACCUGGUGUGGGCCACCAUCCAGUUCUGGGAGGCCAUGUUCUAUGGCGAUGUGCAGAACCACAUCCGGGCGCUUUACGUGGAAGGCAACGGGGAGGAGAACCACUCAGAGAAGGAGGAGAAGUCUGCGCUGGAGAUUGCUGCCGGGCAGUGCCGCCUGUGGCCCACGAUGAGCCGCGAGAAGCAGCUGGAGCUGAUCCAGAAGGAGGAGAGCACCGUCUUCAGCCAGGCCAUCCACUACGCCAACCGCAUGAGUUACCUGCUCCUGCCGCUGGACGCCAGCAAGAGCCGCCUCCUGCGGGGCUCUGGCUUCGGCGGUGAUGCCGAGAGCGUCAGCAACAGCUUCAUCACCAACAGCAUCGCUGGCAGCGUGGCUGACAGCUACGACACCGAGAGCGGCUUUGAAGAUGCCGAAAGCUCGGACGUGGCCAACUACGUGGUGCGCUUCAUCAACCGCUUUGUGGACAAGGUCUGCACGGAGAGCGGGGUCACCAACGAACACCUCAAGGGGCUGCAUGUCAUGAUCCCAGACAUUGUCCAGAUGCACAUUGAGACCCUGGAUGCUGUGCACAGGGAAAGCAAGCGGCUCCCUCCCAUCCAGAAGCCCAAGCUCCUGCGGCCAAGCCUGCUGGUGGGCGAGGAGAGCGUCAUGGACGGCCUGCGCGUCUACCUCAUGCCUGAUGGGAGAGAAGAAGCUGCUGGUGGGAGUAUCGGAGGCCCCCCUCUGCUUCCCGCCGAAGGGGCCGUCUUCCUCACCACUUACCGCAUCAUCUUCAAGGGCACCCCAACAGACCCGCUAGUUGGAGAGCAGGUGGUGGUCCGUUCCUUCCCUAUUGCUUCCCUGACCAAAGAGGAGAAGAUCACAGUCCAGGCACAAGUGGAUCAGUUCAUCCAGGAGGGUUGUGCUCAGCUCCAGCUGCGCUCCUGUACAUUCCAGCUGUUGCGCAUCGCCUUUGAUGAGGAGGUGGCCUCUGAGAGCGCGGAGACCUUCCGGAAGCACCUCGGCAAGCUGCGCUAUCCCCAGCACGUCUCUGACACGUUUGCUUUCACGGUGGGCCAGUCAGCCAAACCAGCCUUGCAGCCCAAAGCCAAGGAGAAGAACCCGUCCCUCAGGACCAUCUCCAGAAACCUGGUGAAGAAUGCCAAGAAGACGAUUGGCCGCCAGUACGUGACGCGCAAGAAGUACACCCCGCCCAGCUGGGAGCAUCGCGGCAGCCAGCAGCACUUCCCAGAGGAUCACGAGGAUGAGAUCUCGGUGUCUGAGGAAAUGGACAAAGGCACUUUGAGCUCGUCCACCACCAUCCGGCCCUCGGACAAGAUGACCAUGAGCCACUUGGUGGAGCGGGCCUGUUGCCGGGACUACCAGCGCCUGGGUCUGGGCACGCUCAGCAGCAGCCUGACCCGCUCCAAAAACGAGCCCUUCCGCAUCUCCACCGUCAACCGGAUGUACGCCAUCUGCAGGAGUUACCCAGGACUGCUCAUCGUCCCGCAGAGCAUCCAAGACAACACCAUUCAGCGGAUCUCCCGUUGCUACCGUCAGAACCGCUUCCCGGUCGUGUGCUGGCGGAACGCGCGCACCAAGGCGACCCUGCUGCGCUCAGGCGGGCUGCACGGCAAAGGUGUGGCGGGACUCUUCAAGUCGCAGAACACACCUGCCCCAGGCCCCUCGCAGGCCGACUCCACCAGUCUGGAGCAGGAGAAGUACCUGCAGGCAGUCAUCAACUCCAUGCCCCACUACGCUGAGGCUGGCGGCCGGAACACACUCAGUGGCUUCACCUCUGCUCACAUGAGCGGCUCAGAUUCUUCUGAGAAGCGGCAGCCCAAGCUGGGAUCUCUUAUGAAGCAGGUGAUGGGAGGGAAGGACCCAGGGACAGUUAGCCGUGGAGCCCUAGGUCACAGAGCUAGGGUCAUCACCCUCUCCAGCCCCAAGAGCAUGGCGGCAAAGGGACGUGACUCCCCCCGAGGCAAGUGGGGCAGCAUUCGGGCCAGCGGGCGCAUGAGCAACUAUGCCCUCACCACGGAGAUUGGCUCCCGCUUGGCUGGGAAGGAACUGCUGAGCACACAGCCCAACGGCUCCCCCUCGGAGGCCAGCUUCCUGCGGCAGCACCGGGCCUCACUGUACAUCAUUGGCGACAAAUCCCAGCUCCGGGGAGUGAAGCCCGACCCUCUGCAGCACUGGGAGGUGGUGCCCAUCGAGGUCUUUGAUGCGCGGCAGGUCAAGAGCAGCUUCAAGAAGCUCAUGAAGGCCUGUGUGCCCAGCACGCCCUCCCCGGAGCCGGGGGUGGCCUUCCUGCGCUCCCUGGAAGAGUCGGAGUGGCUGGUGCAGAUCCAUAAGAUCCUGCAGAUCUCUGUGCUUGUGGUGGAGCUGCUGGACACGGGCUCGUCCGUGUUGGUCAGCCUGGAGGACGGCUGGGACAUCACCACCCAGCUGGUGUCUCUGGUGCAACUGCUGUCGGACCCCUACUAUCGCACCCUGGAGGGCUUCCGGCUGCUGGUGGAGAAGGAAUGGCUGUCCUUUGGGCACCGCUUCAGCCACCGCGGGGCACAGACCCUGGCGAGCCAGAGCAGCGGCUUCACGCCCAUCUUCCUUCAGUUCCUGGACUGCGUCCAUCAGAUCCACUUGCAGUUCCCCAUGGAGUUUGAGUUCAGCCAGUACUUCCUGAAGUUCCUGAGCUACCACUACGUCUCCAGUCGCUUCCGCACUUUCCUGCUCGACUCUGACUACGAGCGACUCGAGCUGGGCCUGCUGUACGAAGAGAAAGGUGAGCGGAAAGGCUCCCAGCUGUCCCGGUCCAUCUGGGACUACGUGGAGCGCCUGAACAAGAAGACGCCCAUCUUCUUCAACUACAUGUACGCCCCCGAGGAUGGCGAGGUGCUGCGUCCCUACAGCAACAUCUCCAACCUGAAGGUGUGGGACUACUACACUCAGGAGACCCUGGCGGAGGGCCCCUCCUAUGACUGGGAGCUGGUGCAGUGCCCAGCCGAGGAGCUGGAGGAGGCCACUCUGCCCGACACAAACGCCCCGCAAAGCCGGCGCAAGAUCAUCUGGCCCUGCUACAGCAACCGCAGCCGCACCGAGCCCGACGCCAUCUCUCGGCUGCUGGAGGAGCUGCAGAGCCUGGAGAUGGAGCUGGGGCAGGUCCCAGAGCGCUGGAAGGACAUGUGGGACAAAGUGAAGGCCUUCCAGCGUGCAGAGGCCCAGGCAGACCCCAGUGGCAGAAUGGGAGCCAGUUCCCUGCUCAUGGCAUCCAGUUUGCCCCACCAACGGCGCUCGCUUGGCGUCUAUCUCCAGGAGAGCGGGGUGAGCUCCACCAUCAACCUCAGCCUGGAUAACGACGCGAGCAGCACUUCCACGCCCUCCAGUGGGAAGCAAGGUGGCCGCAAAAGCACCAGCACCCUCUACAGCCAGUUCCAGACCGCAGAAAGCGAGAACCGGUCAUACGAAGGGUCACUUUACAAGAAAGGCGCCUUUAUGAAGCCCUGGAAGCCUCGCUGGUUUGUGCUGGAUAAAACCAAGCACCAGCUGCGGUACUAUGACAGCCGCCUGGACACCGAGUGCAAAGGGGUCAUCGACCUGGCCGAGGUGGAGUCCAUCACUCCAGGCACCCCCACCAUGGGAGCCCCCAAGAUGGUGGACGAAAAAGCCUUCUUCGACCUGAAGACGACGAAACGUGUUUACAAUUUCUGCGCCCAGGACGUGCAGCUGGCCCAGCAGUGGAUCGACCGCAUCCAGAGCUGCUUGUCCGAUGCCUGAGUCCGCCCCCCACGGCUGCGAGUGGGGUUCUGCAAGCCAAGCAGCAGCUCUGCCAGGGCUGGGAGAGGACUGCAGGAAGCGGGGAGGAGGCACCGGGCACCCCUCCGUGACUCCAGCCUGGUCUCCCAGGUUGCGCUGCCAGCGUUGCUCAGCGGGGAAGGCAGGGUCAGUCUGGGGCGUCACGGACGGAGCAGAGCAGCGACAGCUCAGGCUCAGGGAACAAAGGGGCACCAGGCCCCGCGAGGACAGCUCUGCCCACAUCCAGCUCCGCGGGCUGCCCGUGCAGAGGCAGCUUCUCCCACGUGGCUGCGGGCCUGAGGCCUCCCCAGGCAGCCAGCCAGCCUGCACACCAAGGGGGGCCUCCUCUUCCGGCAGGGCUGCGGGUGGCGGUGGAGUGCUCGGCUGCUUCUGGGGGGGGGCGGGGGGGGGGAGGUGUGCGUGUGAGCAGUAUUGGAGUCCUUGUGCAGCGUGGCCUAAUGCUGAGAGGCCCUGGGCCCGGGUCCACAGCCCUUGGCUUCAGCUUCUGGGGCCACUGGAAGAGUUCAGGCAGGAGGGGCUCAGUGUGGGGGUGGGGGGGGUGUCUGCUGCUGGGGGCGGGUGGGCUUCUUUUCUGGCUGGGUGGAAAUGGGCUGCCUUCUGGCGGGGGGGGGCGGGGGGGCGCAAGGGGUGUCCUGCUGGGCUCCUCCUCAGGCGCUGCUGCUGCUGCUGCUGCUUCCUCCCAUCUCUUUGGGUGUGUCUGCAAAGUGCAGCCUUCUGUGGCUUCCCCCCAGAGGCGGCGGCUGCGCCUGUGACUGCCCCCCCCGCCCCCCCCCCGGGGCAAUAUAUUGUCAUCCCAAACUGUAAAUCAUGUCCCUGCUCUUCUCACGGAGCAGCGAGUGGCCCUCCCCCCCCCCGGGUCUGGUCUGGCCGCCCCCCCCCCCCGCACCCUAUUUUAAAAGCAGUGGUGUUUUAUUUCAAGCCCGGAAACGUUGUGCAUAGGCUGGAGCCCAGCUCCUCCUGCUCCUCUGCCCCCCUUUUUUAUUUGUAAGAUAAAGGCUGUGACUGGUGUGAAAUGGAGGGUUUUGUAAUUUCCCUGAGCAGUUGUAGAUUAUUGAAGUCCCUGUACAUUGUGUCAAACCUACAGAGUCCUUGUAUUGUAUUGUGCCUAGAGGAGAGAAAUAUAUGAAGAGAAAAAACUAACGGGAUUUAAUAAAAAAGCAAAACCCAAAA